AUAUAGUGUAGACUUUCAGACUGUAGUAGAGGUUAACUGUUGCAAUGUUUUGAUUGUAGAACUUGAAUAUGUGUUUAAUUUUUUGUGAACAGAUUGAUGACUCUUCUGCAUCUAUUUCUCUGGCCCAGCUUACUAAGACUGCCAAUCUGGCUGAAGCGAAUGCUUCCGAGGAAGAUAAAAUAAAAGCUAUGAUGACGCAGUCUGGCCAUGAAUAUGAUCCAAUCAACUACAUGAAGAAGCCCUUGGGUCCACCUCCACCGUCAUACACGUGCUUUCGAUGCGGGAAACCUGGCCACUAUAUCAAGAACUGCCCAACAAAUGGGGACAAAAAUUUUGAGUCCGUUCCUAGAAUUAAAAAAAGCACAGGAAUUCCACGAAGUUUCAUGAUGGAGGUGAAAGACCCAAAUACAAAAGGUGCUAUGCUGACAAACACUGGAAAAUAUGCAAUACCAACGAUUGACGCGGAAGCUUACGCUAUAGGAAAGAAGGAAAAGCCUCCCUUCCUACCAGAGGAGCCGUCCUCUUCCUCAGAAGAAGAUGAUCCUAUUCCAGAUGAGUUACUGUGUCUGAUUUGUAAAGAUAUAAUGACCGACGCGGUGGUUAUCCCAUGCUGCGGAAACAGUUACUGUGAUGAAUGUAUUAGAACAGCAUUAUUGGAAUCUGAUGAUCAUACAUGCCCGACGUGUCAUCAAACAGAUGUUUCUCCUGAUGCUUUAAUUGCCAACAAGUUCCUGCGCCAGGCUGUGAACAACUUCAAAAAUGAAACUGGGUACACAAAAAGGCUCCGAAAGAUUCAGCAGCAGCAACAGCAGCAGCAGCAGCAGCCGCCACCGCCGCCACCCCCGCCUCCGCCACCGCUGAUGAGACAGACCAUAACACGCAACCUGCAGCCUCUGCUCCGGCCAGCAAUGUCCAGACAGCAGGAUCCACUAAUGAUUCCGUUAGCUUCCCUGGCUUCCCGCUCUGCUUUGUCAUCGCUGGGCCCUGGUCCGUCUGUGGCAGCAGGGCUGCCCAUGAAACCGUCUUCUGUUGUGGUCUCUGAUCUCCCUCCAGCAGUGUCCCUGUCUCUCCGUGGUGAAAAGCCGGACGGACCUUUUCGUGAUGCUGAUACUAUUAUACCUCCUGCUGCUCUCGUGACGGCCGCUGAACUUUCUAAAUCUUCCUCCCUCUCAAUCACCAGUUUGUUGGAAGAGAAGGGCUAUCAGGUUCCUGUGCUGAGACAACCAGCAUUACCAAGUCUUCUGGGCCCUCAAGGACAGUCGAUACCCACAACUGGUCAUCCCAUGAGAGCCAGUACAAUUCGCUCAGCAGGUGGCAGACCAGGCUGGGAACUCAGCUCAAAUCGAGGACGCCUGCAUGGUGAACGUACUCAAAGGAGUCAGGCCCCGAACCUACCAGCAUCAGCACCAGUCUUUGUGCCUGUGCCUCCACCUCCCCUGUAUCCGCCUCCACCCCACGCCCUUCCUCUUCCGCCGGGGGUGCCGCCGCCACAGUUCCCUCCUCAGUUCCCACCUGGUCAGCCUCCGUCCGCUGGGUACGCUGUCCCCCCUCCCGGAUACCCCCCAGCUCCCGCCAGCAUGUCCUCAGCUUGGGUACCAACAGCAGUACCGGCGGCUCACUCAAACGCCAUCCCGACAACACAGGCGCCUCCCUUAUCGAGGGAGGAGUUUUACAGGGAGCAACGGAGACUUAAAGAGGAGGAAAAGAAAAAGUCCAAACUUGAUGAGUUUACAAAUGAUUUUGCUAAGGAAUUGAUGGAAUAUAAAAAGAUUCAAAAGGAGCGUAGGCGUUCGUUUUCCAGGUCCAAGUCUCCCUAUAGUGCUUCAUCGUACUCUAGAAGUUCCUAUACCUACUCCAAGUCAAGAUCAGGUUCUUCCCGCUCUCGCUCCUACUCUCGAUCAUUCAGUCGUUCCCAUUCGCGUUCCUACUCGCGAUCGCCGCCGUAUCAGAGAAGAGGGAAAGGGAAGAGUCGUAACUAUCGUUCUAGGUCGCGGUCGCAUGGUUAUCACCGCUCGAGGUCAAGGUCUCCCCCGUACAGAAGGUACCACUCACGCUCGCGGUCUCCAGCAUUUCGAGGCCAGUCCCCCACGAAACGGACUGUUCCUCAAGCGGAAGGAGAGAGGGAAUACUUUAACCGAUACAGAGAAGUCCCACCCUACGACAUGAAAGCUUACUAUGGCAGAUCAGUUGACUUUAGAGAUCCCUUUGAGAAGGAAAGAUACAGAGAAUGGGAAAGGAACUAUAGAGAAUGGUACGAAAAGUUUUACAAGGGCUAUGCUGUUGGUGCACAGCCUCGACCUCCCGUAAACAGAGAGAACUUUUCUCCAGAGAGGUUUGGUCCACCUGGGACCAGACGAGAGAAUUCACCAUAUGCUCGGGGGCGUAGGGAGGAUUAUCCUGCUGGGCAGAGCCACAGGAAUCGUAAUAUAGCUGGAAAUUACCCUGAAAAACCUUCCGGAAGAGAGAGCCAUGGCAUCAAGGAUCCUACCAAAUCAAAAGAGAAGGAGGUAGAAAAUCCACUGGGAGAUGGCAAAGGAAAUAAACAUAAAAAACACCGGAAGAGAAGAAAAGGGGAUGAGAAUGAAGGAUUUCCGAGCACCGAGUUGUUAGAGGGGGCGAGAAAACCCAGAGAGCCUGCUGCAGCAGAAGACGUUAAAACCGACGCUAUGUUCAUCCUCCCGAGCAGAGAUGAUGCCACCCCUGUGAGAGAUGAGCCCAUGGAAGCGGAUUCCAUUGCCUUCAAACCGGUGUCUGAAAAGGAGAAAAAGGAGAAGGACAAGCCAAAAGCAAAAACUGAGAAGACAAAGCGGAAAGUCGAAGUGGCCGUCCCUCCGAAGAAGGAGAGUGUAACAAAGCCUGCUAAAACGCCCCAGGAGAAGGCGGACACCGAUCGUGAGAAAUCGCCUCGAGCAGAGCCUCCUGUGAAAAAAGCGAAGGAGGAGUUGCCAAAGACUGACAGUGUUAAACCAUCUUCCUCUCAGAAGGACGAGAAGGCUGCUGGUACCCCACGGAAAGCUCACCCCAAAGUGACAAAAGAUCACCCAGAAGCCAGGCCAGCCAAAGAGGAGAAGGCAAAGAAAGACCAUCCGAAAGAACCCAAGUCGGAGAAGCCCGCCAACAAAGAGGACAAGGCGAAGAAACCUGCUGAGAAGAGCAAACCUUCUGAUGCCAAACCUGAGAAAAGGAAAAGAAAAGUAGAUGAAAAGGGCGAUAAAGACCACGAAGCCACUUCCACAAAGGCCUCUAAACCAGAAACUGCUGACUCGAAAACAUCCCCGAAGGGGAAGACUGAGCCUGACGGUGACAAGGGAGAGCGAACGCCGGAAAAGGAUAAAUCUGCUAACAACCCCGCAAAGAAGAUUAAACUUAACCGCGAAACCGGCAAAAAGAUUGUGAGCAGCGAAAACGCGCCGCCUGCGAAAGAGCCUGGGGAGAAACCUGAGCCCAGCAGCAGCAAAGCUAAACCAGAGAAGGCGAAGGGCAAAGCGAGGAGGAAGGCACCAGCGGCCGACGGAUCGAGUGGGACUCUUGUGGAUUACACCAGCACCAGCUCGACUGGAGGGAGCCCCGUUAGAAAGCCGGAAGAAAAGCCGGAUACCAAACGAACUGUCAUUAAGACCAUGGAGGAGUAUAAUAACGAUAUAACUGCCCCUGCUGAAGACGUCAUCAUUAUGAUCCAGGUCCCUCAGUCAAAGUGGGAUAAAGAUGACUUCGAGUCUGAAGAGGAGGAUGUGAAAUCUACCCAGGUGCCCACAAGCAUAGCAAAACCUGCCAGUGUUAUAAAAAAUGUGAGUGCUAAGCCCCCAAACCCCGGAAAACACACGGAAAAAGAGACUGAGCCUUUGGAGAAAACACAGAAGGCUGCGAAAGAGGUGAGUUAUGAGAGCGCCCAGCAUGAUGCAAAGAGUUCAAAAAGUUCUGCGUCGAAUGAAAAAGGAAAAACCAAAGAGCGGGAUCAUUCUUUGUCAGACAAGGACGCUUCUGAGAAGAGAAAGAGCAGUGCUCAGCCAGAAAAAGACCACUCGGAACGUGCAGCUGAACAAGGAAAUGGAAAAAAUACUUCUCAGUCUUCCAAAGACAGCAGAUCUUCAGAGAAACACGAUACCGGCCGUGGAUCCACGGCUAAAGACUUCACCCCUAACCGAGAGAAGAAGUCGGACCACGACAGCAACAGAGAUCAUUCUGGUUCCAAGCGCAGAGAGGAAAAGAGCGAGUUAGCGAGGAGAAAAGACUCCCCUUCUCGAAACAGAGAGCCUACGUCAGCACAGAAGAGUAAGCCGAGGGAUGAACGAGCGGAGCCGUCCAAGAAAGGUGCCGGGGAUGCCAAAAGGAGCAGCUACAGCCCCCCGCGGGAGCGGAAGCAGUCCGAGCACAAAGCCGCUCACGAUGCCAAGCGUAUGGCGGAGGAACACAAGCCUCCCGAUAAAAACACGGGAAAAGAGAAAGAGAAGGAGAAGCACGUACCCGAAGUAAAGAGCACUAAGGAGAAAGAGACGGUUGUUAACAAACCACCUUUGAGACAGGAAUCCCCGGAGGUGAAGGUUGAGAAGGAGCCCGUGGCUGGACAGAACGAUAAAAGCGCUGUCAAGCCUAAGGCUCAGGGAAGCAGCUCCUCACGGCUCUCUUCCGACCCGGCGCGGGAGACCGACGAGGCUGCCUUCGUUCCAGACUACAACGAAAGCGACAGCGAGAGUAACGUGUCUGCAAAAGAGGAGGAAGCUGCGGGGAAGAACCUGAAAGAACCGAAAGAAAAGGCUGUUGAUAAGGUGAAAGAGGACCCGGCAGCACCUCCUGCGGCUCAGCAGCCCGAAGCGAACCGGAGCCAGAGCCAGAGCAGCCCCAGCGUCAGCCGCAGCCGCAGCCAGAGCCCUUCCGAGAGUCAGACGCGGAGCCACAGCAGCAGUGCCAGCUCAGGGGAGAGUCAAGACAGCAAGAAGAAGAAAAAGAAGAAGGAGAAGAAAAAGCACAAGAAGCAUAAGAAACACAAGAAGCAUAAGAAACACAUUGGAAAUGAAACGGAAUUGGAAAAGAGCCAAAAACACAAACACAAGAAGAAGAAGUCGAAGAAGAGCAAAGAUAAAGAGAAAGAUGACCAAAAAGUGAAAUCUGUCACCACAUAGAGGGACAGAUAAUAGAAAAAAAUGACUUAAUUCCUAAGUCAUCUGUAUUAAAUUUUGUUAAAAUGUAAACGAAUUCAAGCGUUGUAAAUAAUGACAUGAAAGACCCUGUGCUGCACUUAAAAUAUUGCUGCUUGAUUCUUUGAUUUUUACAUCAGAGCUUUAUAAAAGUGAACAUUUUGUACAGAAUUGUGAGUUGUGACCAUGUAACAUGAAAGGUUUUGCGGGGGCAUCUUCUUUUUCACCACCGGUGAUGAGUUGGGGUGGAGUUUACUGUACUGUGAAACUUUUCACGUUUGAAUUUUUUUUUUUUUUUUUUUAAAUUGGCUGGCAAAGCGGCUGGUGUGGGUUGUGGGGCACCAGCAGGGUGGUUUGCAGAAUACAUUACAGCCCUGUUAUGUCACUUUUUGAUUACAAUAAAAGGUUUUCAGUAAA
Molecule: messenger RNA, 5552 nt
Organism: Eurypyga helias (sunbittern)
Lineage: Eukaryota; Metazoa; Chordata; Aves; Eurypygiformes; Eurypygidae
Gene: RBBP6
Product: retinoblastoma binding protein 6
Exons: 15
Coding region: 69-5120 (1683 amino acids)
Biological process (GO): protein ubiquitination; mRNA processing; ubiquitin-dependent protein catabolic process
Cellular component (GO): nucleus
Molecular function (GO): ubiquitin protein ligase activity; nucleic acid binding; zinc ion binding
Source: RefSeq, a predicted model, not a curated record